This is a messenger RNA of Caenorhabditis auriculariae, 3322 nucleotides long. The record is from the annotation of a GenBank genome assembly. NCBI's taxonomy places the organism in Eukaryota, Metazoa, Nematoda, Chromadorea, Rhabditida, Rhabditidae.
AUGUGCUCUAGCCAGCUGCCCUAUGCACAGCCAGUCAACGUACGGAUAUACUGCUCACAGAAAAAGCGUUGCGCUGUCAGGUAUUUGAACGAGUAACUAAACUGGUGCUGGAACAUUACGAGGAACAUUUUCUAAAUCGCAGCUAGUCUUGGUAAGAAAGUUUGCGUCCAGCACUGUCAGUGGCUUUAAUCAGUGAGGUUAUCUUCUUGAGCAACUAAAAAGUCCGGUUCAGAAAACACCCAAUCCAUCACUUAUCAGGCACGGAGGGUGGGGGCGGAUCUAUGGAUGACCAUGUGCUCGCAAGCCAGAAAGAGCUCACGAACUUUUACUGCAGGUUACUGUAGAUAAACCGGACUGCGAGGACUGGAGGUCUCAGAGGAUGGACGGCCACCAAGGGAUGAGAAAACACUCUGACAGAAGACCUCAAUGGUCGAGAUUGCAAGAACUGUGAAAACUGGAUAAAGAGAUGUCCAUACCUUUGGAUCCAAUGCAUCCUGCAGAGGCAGCUGCCAAUCCGCUGUGAUCCUAUCUAGCAACGAUCCAGAAGUCGAGCUCUACUGGGAUGAAGAGUGGCUCUCCGAGCAAAAUCACAUACAAGCGACCCGAUGUCGUCCUUGUAGAUCACUCUGCAUAGAGUUAUCAGGGGCCCGAGAUGCAGUAUCUUGGCCAACCGCAUCCAAACGAAUGGAGAAUUCAAAAUACAUAAAAUUCAGACCAGUCAGCCAAAUCAUCAAACGAUGAGAGAACUGGAGACUAGCCUCUGCUCCAUCACGUCAGCGCAAUUCCAGUGUGCGGCAAAGGAUUUAUUCCCUUCGUCAUUAGUUGCUGCGGAGAAGUCAGCAAAGAUGCAUCAGCCUGCCUUCGAGAGCUUGGUCUCCCAACCGACAAACAAGUCCUCACGUGCAUGGAGCUAACUGGAAGGAGUACUAGUCCUCAGUACAGACCGAGUCAUCAGAAACCACCUUGCAAGUGUAACUGGAGAGAGAGUGGAGUCAGCUCGAAGUCAAGAAGAGGAGCAGGUGAUCGGUAUGUAAACAGUCUGUACUAUCUAUCAUAUGUUAUAGUACGAGUUAUGUACGAUUGUCAAUACUAGUCAUCAUUUGUAGUGGUCCAGUCUGGUUUUCUAUGUAAUCGAUUGGUCCAUGGAGAUAUUAUUUUAUUGUGACAUGUUGUUUGAAAUAAAACUUUGUUAUUUUGUUCUACACAGCGAGCAGACUCAAGAAGCGAGUUACCAGUGCAGCAAUGCACCCUAACCAACUCACUUUACAGAUACGAGCGAGUGAAGGGAGGAGUCGACUACAGAAACGCGAGGAAUGAAAAGGUUAAAAUUGGUGCAGAUGGUUAAGAAGGGUGGUCAGAAAGGAAGAGCACUUAUUGGUGGCGUGAGAUGAUACGAACUAGAGGCUGCUCGUACUGAAAGGGCUCGGACCAGCCAUCCAGAGGGAGUUGAAAACGCAGACGAGGCAGGAGAUGCGAACAACUGGGAGAGCAGAUGGAAGAGCGAAGUGGGAAAGAUGAAGGCGUGGAAAGCGCCAGGUCCGGAUGGUAUUCACGUAUUCUGGUGGAAAAACCUGCCAGCCGCUAACAGGUUCCUUAGUAAAUGGAUAAGACUAAGGUUAACCACUGAGAACGUCCAAUUCCCUAAGUGGGUUGCCGCCGGUAGAGUGGUACUACUGGCGAAAGAAAAGGGUAAUAACGAUCCUGCUUCGAUGAGACCGAUUACUUGUCUAAACUCAAGCUUUAAAUGUGUAACGGCCAUGAUGGCCAAUACACUGAAAACUCGAAUAUUUGAAACCCUGCCCUCCGCUCAAAGGGCGCUAAGAAAAGGAGAGUGGACCUGCACGCAGGCCCUCAUAAUCGACUCGUGUGUAGGUCUCGACCAAAGAGUAACAGGUCGAAGGGGCAAAGAACUACACACGGCAUGGAUCGACUUCGCCAAGGCGUAUGACUCGAUCCCGCAUGACCUAGUAUUAUGGAUCCUAAGUGCAAUCAAAGCUCCAAGAUUACUUCGAAAGUGCUACGGCCAAAUGCUGGAUGCUCUAAGAGUUUCGUACGUAACAGGGCGGGGUGACGCCAUAAGAACGAGUGUACAACUCGCCAUCAGGAGAGGUGUCCCACAAGGCGACACAUUCUCCCCAAUGCUCUUCUGCUUGGCGAUCGCCCCUUUAUCGUUUUACAUUGACUCAAAUUCGAGCCCGUACGAAUUCUCGAGGAGCAAUGGUGCCGAAAUUACGCCCAUCACACACCAGUUCUACAUGGAUGACUUAAAGCUCUACAGUCACUCAAGCUUCAGCCUGGAGCAAACAAUUAGAGGAUUGGUUGAGGUGUGCAAAAAUAUCGGCCUAGCACUUAAUACUAAGAAGAGCGUGAUAGCGCACUUUGGAUCGAGAGCAGAGAGAGCUGCCUCCAUAAUACCAGUACUAAAUGGCUCGGAUGUAUACAAGUAUCUUGGACUUGAGCAAAGGAUGGGGAUAACCUUUGCGAAAGUCCUUGAAAGAAUAUGUGAGAUCACGCUGGAUCGUACAAAAAGAAUCUUCUCAUCAAGUGCAAGUCACGGAAAGAAAGUCUGCGCCUACAACAUGACUGUAGGGCCAGUGAUCCGCUACGCUAUCGGAAACAUGUUUCUACACGACCGGUAUGCGCGUGGAGGCACCAGCACCGUGGCCUGCAGGGGGCUUGAUGAGAAAGUUAGAAACAUUCUAACAAAUCUACAGGUCCGUUUUGCUAAGUGUCCGGUCUCACAACUGUACGCUUCCACAACCAUGGGAGGAUGGGGUCUCGCCAACCUCGAAGAAACCGCAAGUGAGAGCAUUAUUUAUGCCUACUGCUACCUUGCGGGAACAAGAGCUCUGAGUGAGUACUUCAAACUACUCUCAGGACAAGCUCGGAGGCAAAAGCGGUCGCUAGUGACUGACUUUGAAGGAAUUAUGAGAAGGCCAGAAUGUCAAGGAUUGGACAUUAGCAGGUCAGAAACGCUGAACGGUAUAGUACUCAGCCUAAAUGGAGUGCCAUACGCGACACCAAGACUUCUAGCUCGUGCAAUAACCAGUGAGUUUGAUAAAAGGAAUAAUCUUCGAAGACAGGUUGAACUCCGCGAUUUAUGUGGUAAUAUCACCAGAGGAACGAACAUAGUUCCGCACCUGUCAUACCUAUGGCUUAAGACCGGAGCCAUAAACUCAACAUCAGUCCGGAACCUGUCUUCCCUGAUGUAUACGGGCUUGCACACGCGAGCACACCCGGCAAUGGGAAGAGGACCCAACGCUGGAUGUCGCUACUGUGGGCUGCCCGAAACAAACGAGCAUGUUGCAACGGGGUGCAAUAA